Molecule: messenger RNA, 3092 nt
Organism: Morone saxatilis (striped sea-bass)
Lineage: Eukaryota; Metazoa; Chordata; Actinopteri; Moronidae
Gene: plpp6
Product: phospholipid phosphatase 6
Molecular function (GO): sphingosine-1-phosphate phosphatase activity
Source: RefSeq, a predicted model, not a curated record
GGCCUGCUGCUGGACCUGGUCCUGGUUGGCAUUGUUAAGGCAGUGGUGCGUCGGCGUCGGCCAGCACACAACCGUAUGGACAUGUUUGCCACCUUUUCUGUAGACCGCUACUCCUUCCCUUCAGGCCACGCCACCCGCGCCGCCAUGUGUGGGCGGUUCCUGCUGGCUCACCUGGUGCUGGCUGCCCCACUGAGGGUCCUCGUCCUGCUGUGGGCUGGCCUGGUGGGACUGAGCCGAGUGCUGCUGGGCAGGCACAACGUGACUGACGUGAUGUUUGGGUUCUGGAUGGGCUAUUGCCAGUAUAACCUAGUGGAGAUGUUGUGGGUCUCACCUCAAACCCUGCAAGGGCUGCUUGGACAGUUGGCUUAAUAUUACGGACUGAGAGAGGAGGAGACAUGGUGGUUUAAAUCAUGGUUUUAAGAACGCCUGCACAUCCUUUUGUCUUUUAGACUGAGAGAUAAAAGGGUUUGUCUUUUGACUAGAGAAGAGAGCUCUCUCAAACGGUUUUAUUCUGCUCUUAUCUGACACUCAAGUUAAAAAGCCCACUUCAGCUCUCACUUUAGGUUGCAAUGAGCCUGCCUGUAAUAAAUAGUACAGAAAUUUAAAACAAAAAGACCAGUGGGAAACAAAUUUGUACAGAUGACCCCCUGAAGCCACCUCACUCUCCUCACUGGCCUGAAUCACGGACAAUAUAAAGUCAAAGCCUUUUUAAGUCCAAUAGUUGUUUUGGACGCUGGUAAUUAUUUAGACUGCAUGUAUACAUUCAUUGCUGAUGAAGUAGUAGUAAUAAUAAUUUUACAUCGCAGUGGGUUAAAUACUUAAUGAAAAUUACUGUCUUUGAAUACAGAAGAAUACAAAUAGCCCUCUUCAACUAAGCUUUUCUCAAUUGAGGCAAAAGUCAACAGCAAUAAGUAGUAAAAUUAGUGGGACUGUAACCUGAUUGCUCUGUGAACAAACCCUGAUGAAAUUCCUUGUUUAGACUGUCAAAGUGUCCAGCAGCAACUGCGGUUAACUAACUGCUCACAACUGUAACAAACCUAUUUGGUUCACAGAUAUUUCACAGACAGUAUGCCCCUCAUGUUAUUUACUCCAUCUAAGCCAGUGCCUUUGGAGGAAACCCAAAUUACCAAAUAUUGCUCUUUAAUUAUUAAAAUAUUUCCCUUAUACAAAAGCCUUACACCUGAUUUCCUAAUUUAGGAAAGAGAAGUGUGUGGGAAUCUUCUCUUCUCUAGGCAUUGGCAGUUUCAAAUAGCAUAAUGAGAAAGAAGACUGUCAUCAAGUACAAUACAUUAAUUACAUUUGUCAGUAAAAGGAAGGAAAGCUGCAUAUUGAAUAUACUUGGGUCUUCAGAAGUAGGGUGUUACGUACCAUAUUUUUACAUACUGUAAACAACCCAUUCACUAAAAAUAACCAGCUGAGCUGAGAAAAAAAAACACAGUUUGGCUCACAAAUGUUCUGUUUUGCUGACUAAAAACUAUGGAAGACUUUCACUUCCUGCUGGAAUACAACAGAACUUAAUUUAAAGGGCACAAAAGUCACAGGUUAAUUAGCUUUUGACUGAUUCACAUUGUUGUAGAACAUUUUUUCCACCCCUUUUGUACAAAACUAAGCUCUUUAUUACAUGAGCAGAUGGACUGGUUGCACAGCAGAUAUUUUGACUUGUCAAUGCCAGAAAAACAAAUGUGGACCUAAUAACAGUACCAUUAAGUGAUGACUCAGUUCCAUUAAGUGUCCCCAGUAACAGUGACAUUACAGUUGUCAUUGGCUACAGUCAUUAACCCAUUUACUAAAUCUUAAAAUCUAUUAUUUAUUUAGAUAAAUAAUUAUGACCUUUUUAUGAUAACAAUCACAGAAUGCACCCACUUAUAAAAAACAUAUUUUCCUAUCACCUUAAAUCUUAAAACGAAAUCUUGCUAGAAUUCUGCACUGUGAAAAUACUUAAGACACUGGCAUUUUAAUUUAUUUUUUACAUUUACUUUUCUUUUCUUUUUAAGCUCCAGAUUUGCUUGCAACUGCUACAAUGAUUCUGGUCUCACAGAGAAAUAUACACUGAUUAUUCAUUAGUAGACAUUUAAAAUAAUAUUGUACCAGAAUGUGUAACCACGUUAUUUCCCAUUAGCGCCACGGCAACACGCCGUUCCUUUAGGAUCAGGUUUGGGUGAGUGGAGUUAGGACGUGUGUUGUAAUGACCUGGUGUGCUGCCAGGUUUCAUGAAUCAGUGAUCAGAAUUUAAAGGCAGUUCUGAAGUUUUGUAACCAACUACAUGAUGAUAGUAAGUGAAGAUACUGUAAAUACAGUACAAGGUGCUUUAAAAAAUGAAUUAGCACACACGCUUGUACCUUAACUUGAAGACCAUUUUAUGAAUGUAAAGAAAAUCCUGGCCAUAAUUACUCUUCUACUAACUAACUAAUAAUGUGUGGAUAGAUCGUGAUUCAAAUCUUUUGUGUUUCAGUAGUCUUUUAAGUUCUCAGUUGGAGAUGCACAAAGGCAAUAAUCUGUAAAUGCAAGUGUUGAACUGUUGGUGCUCUUCCCACAGUUUAUAUUCGAUGAAGAAGUAACAUUUUAACCUACUGAACUGGUCUUGAAUCUUAAUGUUAGUCACAGAUGUGACUGUGACUUUGGGUGAUUGAGGCUGUCUUUAGAUCAGUGGUUUUGACUUAUGCCCCACUGCAGGUGGUGGUAGAUGACCAGGGGAAAAAUAUGGAGUACAACCAAGUUGAAUGAAUGUAAUUUCUUUAGAAUAGUUUUGGUCCCCCAUUGUUAAUAAUUGCGACUAUCGUGUGUGUGGGUGUGUGUGUGGGUGUGUGUGUGUGUGUGGGGGGGCGCGUUAAUGAUUAAUCUAUUUCCACGCACUGACCCACCGAUUUGGGGUUGUAAGGUGAGAUCCAACAUUAAUAUUGAACUUUAAAUGACGCCAGUGGUCCAGAUGUUGUAACACUGAUGGGUGUUUGACAUUAGAGUAGCAUGUGAACAGUUGUGGUUAACUGAUUUGUGCCCUUGCAAGUGUUUGCUGUCUGUACCACUUCUGAAGAGCAAAUGUGACUUUUCUGGGACGGAUUAUGUGUCAUUCAAUAAAUAAUUUUGCUGACUUG